Messenger RNA from Exophiala spinifera, 2154 nucleotides. RefSeq lists its product as uncharacterized. The transcript has a single exon. The coding region runs from base 1 to 2154 and encodes 717 amino acids. Gene Ontology annotation, cellular component: nucleolus; small-subunit processome; nucleus. The record is from RefSeq and is a predicted model, not a curated record. Gene Ontology annotation, biological process: maturation of SSU-rRNA from tricistronic rRNA transcript (SSU-rRNA, 5.8S rRNA, LSU-rRNA). NCBI's taxonomy places the organism in Eukaryota, Fungi, Ascomycota, Eurotiomycetes, Chaetothyriales, Herpotrichiellaceae. Gene Ontology annotation, molecular function: protein binding.
AUGAGACUCACCAACAGCGCGGUGCCAGUAUACACCGUCGCAGGCGCCUCGACUUCACGGAGCCUUCCGGACUGGCUAUCGCAAAAACAAAAAAGAAAAAAGGAUCCUGAAUUUGCGAAUAGGGUAGAACUCUUGCAGGAUUUCGAGUUCGAGGAAGCGAGUCAAUGUAUUCGCAUCAGCGAAGAUGGCGAAUGGGCCAUGAGCACAGGCACUUACAAGCCACAAAUCCAUACACACUACCUUCCAAACCUGGCCCUUUCCUGGACGAGACAUACGAACACCCUAAAUAAAACAUUCUUGUUCCUCUCGUCGGACUACUCCAAAACCGUGCAUCUUCAAGAAGACCGGUCUAUCGAAUUUCACACUCCUGGAGGGUGCCAUGAUUCUCUUAGAAUACCAAGGUAUGGCCGAGAUCUUGCGUACGACCGAAUUAGUACCGACCUUCUUGUUCCUGCGGUUGGAGUCAACAGCAAUGGAAUGGGCGAAGCCUUUCGAAUAAACCUCGAGCUUGGACGUUUCAUGAACGCUUUCGAAAUAGACGUCGGAGGAGAUGAUUUGAAUUCUGUUGGCGGUGGCGCAUUACAAGGGGGCAUUAGAACAGGCUCUGUGAAUACAGCAACGAUUGCCGAAAGCAGCCACAAUUUAUUCGCGUUUGGGACAUCGAUAGGCACGGUCGAAUACUGGGACACUCGAUCGAGAGCACGGGUGGCAACUCUAGCCAUGCCCUCCGACCUUGAUGGUCGCCCGGAGGUCACAGCACUCCAAUUUCACCGGUCCGGCAUCAGUACCGCAGUCGGAACCUCCUCUGGCAUGAUCUACCUGUAUGAUCUUAGGUCUCCCGUGCCUACCUUGAAGAAGGACCAAGGCUAUGGAUACCCCAUCAUCUAUCUUGAAUAUUUGACCGCCACAAGCUCAACACGGGAAACUGUUUCAGAGCCAAAGAUCGCCUCUGCCGACCGACGGAUCCUCAAAUUAUGGGACGAACGAGACGGGACGCCAUGGACUUCUGUGGAACCAGAGGUCGACAUCAACUGCGUUGCAUGGUGCAAGGACAGCGGCAUGUUUUUAACCGCCAACGAAGGCCGUCACCAGCACUCAUUCUUUAUUCCACAACUUGGCCCGGCUCCGAAAUGGUGCUCAUUUCUCGAUAACGUGGUCGAAGAAAUGGCCGAUGAUCCUAAUGAUCCACAUGCUUUCUCACGUUCAAAGGUUGGGGAGGUCUAUGACAACUACAAAUUCCUCACUUCAUCCCAGCUACGUAUGCUUAAUCUGGAUCAUCUUGUUGGUAAAACAAAUCUUCUGAGGCCGUACAUGCACGGCUUCUUUGUUGCACAAGGCUUGUAUGAACAGGCCAGGCUGAUUGCAAAUCCCUCGAGUUGGGAGGAAGAAAGAGCCAAACGAGUGCAAGAAAAGAUCGACAAAGAACGCGAGAGCAGGAUUCGCGGCAAGAAGAAGAUCGCUGCCAAGGUCAACCGGAAGAUGGCCGAGAGAAUUCUUGAACGGGAGGAAAAGAACGAGAGAAAGCGCGCCGAGCGUGUUCUCGCGCAAGGCGGAGAUGAGAAUGCUACACUGGAAGCUGCCGAGCCUGAAGAGAAUGGUCUGCUUGCAGAUUCUAGAUUUGCCAAACUAUUCCAAGAUGAAGAUUUUGCGGUUGACGAAACAUCCAGAGAGUUCCAGCAGCUUAAUCCUAGCACCAAAAUUGCUCCAGCUUCCAAUCUAGAUCGAGAGAAGGGACUUACUGCUGUCGAAGAGGAAGCGAUUGAUGAGAUUCCAGGAUCAAGUGACGACGAUGAAACUGAUGAGGAUCAGGGAAGGAACAGGUAUCGAACAACGGACAGAAUCUCGUCGGCAGACUACAAGCGGGGUUCAACGAAAAAGCAAAAAAAGCGUGACCAGGUGAGGAUGCAAGUAUCUUCAACCUCGAAGCCGUCUGCUAGCAGGUCCCGUCAUGAUCGAUCGUUUGGUUCUCGGGCGGAGAACGCUCGUCCCAUGGAACGCACCAAGCGCAGCUCUGGGCUUAAUGGUGCCGUCGGUGACAAGGUUAUUUCAUUCGAUCCCAGUACCAAGAAGCCCAAAGUCCCGGAGAGGAGGGCUAGCGGUGUGUCAAAGCAAGACCGAAGAAGCGCUUCUGGCAACACAUUCAGACGAAUAUGA